AUGGAUGUGGAGAAGGGCCGUCUACGGUCCAGGGCUCUGAGCACUCUGGAAAAGGUCCUGGUGUUUCUUUUUGUGGCACUGGCCAUUGCCUGCAUUGGCAUGGUGGUAAUCUAUUUCACUGACAAGAAAAACUCUUAUUCUCAUGGAGAAGGGUGUGUUGGCUCUCAGGAUAUGACUGGGGACUCAGGCACCUUCGCCAGCGCAAACUACCCCAGCAGUUAUGACGACGGCAGCCUCUGCACCUGGACCAUCACCGUGGAUCCCGACAAGGUGAUUCAUCUGUGGUUUGAGGAGUUUGCUGUGGAGGACACAGAGCUUUGUUCGUCAGAUUUCCUCAUAAUGCAGGACACCUUGGGAACCAUUGGCAAAUACUGUGGUUACAUCAAACCAAAGCCGGUGGUAAUACUUUCCAACCACCUGACGAUCAACUUUGUCACAAAUGAAAGAAAAACGGACCGAGGAUUCAAGGCUCAUUACAGAGCUGUGCCUCCAGAAGUCGCAUCAGGAGCUGGGCGGGAGGAGGAGGGCUGGGAUGUGGGUAUCCUUCAGCUGUCAGUGCGGCUGAAGUGUCCUUCAUUCCUGCUGCCAGAAAUAGCCGGAGCUGGCGGUUUCCUCCAAGGUGAUCAGGGGAAUCUGAUGACCCCAGGCUUUCCGGAGCAGAACUACAUGAGUGCUGCAUCUUACCAGUGGACAAUCACCGUGCCUGAAGGCGAGAGGGUCCGCCUCACAUUUACAGUCUUUGACCUCAUGCCUGAAGUCUGUGGAGACUUUGUCGAGGUGUAUGACGGCCAAACGGCUGGCUCUGCCAUACUAGGUAAAUUCUGUGGGGGACAAAUGCCAGAGCCGGUGGAGUCCAGCGGCAGCACAUUGGUGGUACGCUUCAAAUCUGACAACAGACUCACAUCAAAAGGAUUCAGCGCAACUUACACAAAGUCCAGCCUGCCACCAGUUGUUAUUCCCACCACAACUACCACAGUAACACCCCAAACCACCACACAAGCCACCACACAAACCACCCCAUCUCAAACAACUUCUGGAAGUGACGGUUCAGUAAUCAUUCAGGGGCGGAAAGGUGUUAUCCAGUCCCUGGGUUUCCCAAAUUCAUACCCAGCACAUUCAAACAGUUCCUGGAAGAUAUCCGUGUCCAAAGGGUUCCUGGUCAAACUGCAGAUCACUGACUUGGCCAUCACUGGCGAGACUGGACAGUGCAAAGAGGACAAACUGAUCAUUUCAGACAGCUACAGCAUUCUUGGUACACAUUGUGGCUUCAUCCUUCCCCCGUUGGUGGUCAGCGCUACUGAUACAAUAUCUGUCACCUUCCACUCUGACAGCCGCCUCACAGACCGAGGGUUCUCCGCCAAGUGGGAGGCAGUGUAUCCUGAGGAUAUCGCAGAAAUCCAGGGCUGUGGCUUUACUUCAAAAGAGGAAACUGGGGUUAUCAAGUCCCACAACUGGCCUUUGAACUACAAGGCCAACGCAGAGUGCAUGUGGAACAUAGCUGUGCCUUUAGGGAAAAAAAUCACACUCACUUUCACUGACUUUGACCUAGAGGCUAAAGAUAUCUUCACAUCCAAGUGCUAUGAUAACAUACUGCUGUAUGACAUCAACAGCAGUACCAGUGCGCUUAUUCAAAAACAUGGUCCAUUUUGUGGAACAAAACUGCCGACAACCAUCCAGACAAAAGGCAAUAGACUGCUAAUUCGUUUUCAUACAGACUUGUUUACUGAGGGAAAAGGGUUCAGAGCUUACUGGACUACAGACUCCAGUCUACCUGCUCCGACUGAGCCACCUAUUCAGCCCAACCCCUGGGACCACAUCACUAUAGACUGGCCGAGUGCGUGCGGGAAACCAGCCGUCCCCCCCGCUGUUCUGUCACGUAUUGUGAACGGGGAGCCAGCCAUACCACACUCCUGGCCCUGGCAGGUGUCCAUGCAGGUAUGGCCUUCGAGUCAGUCGGAGCCCACAUUUUCCCAUAUUUGUGGUGGGACAUUAGUUCACAAGAACUGGGUACUUACAGCAGCCCACUGCUUCAUAAGGUAUGCCGAUGAGCUCCAGCGUUGGCGCAUGUGCCUGGGCAAACACAACCUGACCUACACAGAGCCCAGUCAACGCUGCUUCCAAAUAUCCGGAAUCUAUCGCCACGAGGGCUUCAAGUAUCCCACAGUGCCCACAGUGGAGUUUGACAUUGCUCUAGUCAGGCUACAGGAGGAGGUGACACCCAGCGAUGAGAUAUCCUUUGCCUGCCUUCCCUCUGAGGAGGAAAUCCUGCCUGAAGGAAAGAAGUGUUACGCCACCGGCUGGGGAGAUGAGACAGGUGAUUCACUCAAUGCUAAAGCUUCAGAAGCCCUCAACCAGGUGGCCCUGCCUGUUGUGCCGUAUAACACCUGCAAAAGGAUGGACUACUGGUGGUUCCAGGUCAAGCCCUCCAUGAUCUGCUGCGGUUACACGCUGCCUGAUGAGUUAAAGUCUGUCUGUCAGGGAGAUUCAGGUGGCCCAUUGGUUUGUCAGGAUACUUCAGGAGGUCCCUGGGAGGUUCAUGGGAUAACCAGCUUUGGCCCCAUUGGAUGCAUUAUGAAUAAGAAGCCGUCUGUGUUCACUCGUUCCUCCGCCUAUCUCCCCUGGAUUGAAAAUGUCAUCCGCAGAGACGUGUACAUUGAGCACACAUCUGGCUGUGCAGGGCCAAAGGACCUGACUGGCACAGGUGGUACCAUAACCUCCAUGGGUCAUCCUGGCAGCUACAGCAACAAAGCCCACUGUCAGUGGCACAUCCACGUGCCUGCGGGCAAAUUGAUCCACCUCCAUUUCAACAGCUUCUCCCUGGAGGAGAGUCAAUUGUGCAUGAAUGACAAAGUCAGUCUCACAGACAAAGUCGGGAGUCUCGGCACCCACUGCAGUAAUAUCCCCCCACAAGAUGUGGUGAGUGAUGGAAACACACUGAGUGUCAGCUUUUCCUCCAACGACAGGGUUGUGGACACAGGCUUCUCAGCCACCUGGAGGGCAGUGGACCCUUCAGAGGCUCCUUGUGGAGGGAGUUUCACCAGUGAGAGGGGUGAAAUGACUUCUCCAAACUGGCCUAACGACUACCAUGGCCAGACUGUGUGCACAUGGCGUAUAAACAUUCCCUCAUCCAAAAGCAUCCAUGUUGCCUUCACUCACUUUGAACUACAAGCUGUCAACAGGCUGGGGAACUGUGUGGACUACGUAGAGAUCUUCAAUGGAGAAAGCAUGGAAUCACUUGGUAGAUUCUGUGGCUUUGCCCCGCCACCAAGUGUCACCAUCCCCAGCAACACGGUUGUCAUACGCUUCCUCAGUGAUGGAGCCAGUCAUGAGAAAGGCUUCCGUGAUUGGCCGACAAAUUGUGGAAAUCCAGCAGUGAAACCUAAAACAGCCACUCCAAGGGUGGUCAAUGGGGAAGAGGCAAUCCCCCACUCCUGGCCGUGGCAAGUCUCCAUGCAGGCUUCACCGAUGUUUCCCAUCCCUCAUAUGCACGGCUGCGGAGGCUCUCUGAUUCAUGAGGAAUGGAUCCUAACUGCUGCUCACUGCUUCAUGGCCCCGCUGAAUAAACCCUCAUACUGGCGCAUGUGUCUUGGCAAACACCACAUGAACUCCUCCAUGGAUGUCCCCUCUGCUGAGGAGUGCUACCUGGUGGAUGGGAUCAUCCGCCACGAGGGGUUUGUGUAUGAGCAGGAUCGCAGUGACAUCACCAAUGACAUCGCUCUGGUGCAUUUGACCAAACCCGUCACCAUGGCGAGGGAGAUCAGCCCCAUAUGUCUGCCGAAACCGGGGGCCGUGAUGCCCGCAGGAACCCCGUGCUUUGUCACCGGCUGGGGAGAUGAGAAAGGUAACCUUUUCCCCAAAGUGGCUGAAAAGCUCAACCAGGCUGCCCUUCCUAUCGUGGACUUUCAGACCUGCAGUAAGCCUGAAUAUUGGUGGGACACCCUGAGGCCCUCCAUGAUCUGCGCCGGCUACGAGUCGCCGGAUGAGCUCAAGUCAGCCUGCCAGGGUGACUCAGGAGGUCCUUUCGCCUGCUCAGCGGCCGGAACAGCCUCAGCCUGGGAGGUGCACGGUGUGGUCAGCUUUGGACCCCAGGGCUGCAUCAAAGACAAGAAACCAUCAGUGUUCACCCGGGUGUCUGCCUUCAACCACUGGAUCAUUAACAACAUGAAGAAGUUUUUGUAUGAGAUGGGCAAGAUUAUUCCAAACCAACAAUCUUGA
Molecule: messenger RNA, 4215 nt
Organism: Menidia menidia (Atlantic silverside)
Lineage: Eukaryota; Metazoa; Chordata; Actinopteri; Atheriniformes; Atherinopsidae
Source: the annotation of a GenBank genome assembly